AUAAGUUGGAUUGUGUUUGCUAGUUGGACACAUUGGCUAAUCAAUAGAAAUACCUGAGCUCUUUUAGAUUAAUUAAACAACUUAUUAUUAAUUCAUCAAGGUCAUUGGCCUUUACCAUAGUCAAAACAUCUAGCAGACGAAAGGCCAGUGCAGUUCCUAUUUGGUCCUUUUCCUCAUUUCAGAUACGUUCAGACACUAACUUCCCUUUACCUCCAGCAUUGGCUUCUGUGGUGAAAAUAUUUAAGGUGUAGACUGUAGAUCAGAUCAAGGUUCUUUCCUAACCCCCUCCAAACCUGUCCAUUCCAAAUCUGUGAUCCUACACAGUUGCCACCAUUCGCCCCUCUCUUGCCACAGCAGUUCUCCCGUCCAGGCCCCGCUCCAACCAGGCGUCAGGCAUGGCGCCCCAGGGGCGGGAUCACCUGGCCACACGGGAGUCUGCAGCUCGUAGACGAAGCCCGAACGUGCGCCACACACUCAGCCCAGAGAACCUUCGGAGUUUGGCUGAGCGCGGUGGUGCCGAUCAGGCUGGAAUAGGACUCCCCAGGGCAAACAGUGAUACAGACCUGGUCAGUUCUCAAGGACGCUCCUCACUCACAGCAUCGACUUUAGAAUUCACCAUGGGAAGGGGCCAGAACUUGGUCAUCUCAUGGGAUAUCAAGGAAGAGGUGGAUGCUACAGACUGGAUUGGGCUAUACCACAUAGAUGAGACCUGUCCAUCAAAUAUGUGGGACUGCAAGAACCGUGGAGUUAAUGGUACACAGUGUGGUCAGAUCGUCUGGAGACUGGAGGCAGGACCAUACUUCCUGGAAGCUGAGACAAGGAUCUGUUUUAAAUACUAUCAUGGAGUAAGCGGUGCAUUGAGAGCCACAACUCCCUGUAUCACAGUCAAGAACCCCAGAGCCUUGGCUGAUGGUCAAGCUGAGGGACAACAAGCUUUAGACAGCAGUCGAAAACUGGUCAGCUUCACCCUAUCAGAUAUCCGUGCUGUAGGGCUGAAGAAGGGAAUGUUUUUUAACCCAGACCCAUAUCUAAAGAUGAGUAUUCAUCCAGGCAAGAGAAGUUGCUUUCCGACUUUUUCCCAUCAUGGACAAGAGCGAAGAUCUGGCAUUACAACAAACACCACUAACCCUGUGUGGCAUGGAGAGAAACAUACUUUUGUGGCCCUGAUGACAGAUGUCUUGGUGAUUGAGGUCAAGGACAAGUUUGCUAAAAGUCGACCAAUUAUUAAGCGCUUCCUAGGUCAGCUGAACAUGCCAGUGCAAAUGCUGCUGGAAAGACACGCGUCAGGCAACCAAUCUCUGAGCUUCUCUCUGUGUCGACGUUUGCCCACUGAUCAUGUGAGUGGUCAAAUGCACUUUAAAGUGGAUGUCACAUCGAUGGACCAUGAUGAUGUUUCCCCUGAGACGAUUCUUGGGGCAGCAGCCCUCAAUGGAGCUCCUGGAACCCCUUCAGAUGAUGAAGAGCUGCCUUAUGCUCUCCCUGUCUCCUCAGCAGGCCCUUCCCCCACAGGCUCCCUUGGUUGCCACAGAAAUGAAGUGAGCAGCAUACCCUCUCCAGACACAGAGAUCUAUGGUGCCACUCUGGAUGAUGAGGCCCCUUCUUCCCCUGACCUGCUGCAAGGUUCCUUCAGUGAGCAGCUUGAUGCCAUUGAGGCCCCUAGGGGCCCAGGAGAGAGGCCUCUUGGGGCAGCUUCUCCCAAACUGCGCUCCAGUUUUCCCACUUACACACGCCUUAGUGCUAUGCUGCACAUAGACUCAGAUGAAGAAGAAGAAAGAUCAGCUGUUACGGAUUCCACCCUGCCAAUGAUUAAUGGCGCCCCAAAAACUCAACAAAAACCCACAAAAUCUCUGGUGGAAAUUAAAAAUACUGUGCUUGAAGGAACUGUAGAGGAACCUCCCAGAGAGACUGGGCUGGAGUCUGAAAUUGAGACUGACGUGGCUCCAGAGCCAGGGGUGAUGCCAAGUUCAGUAAUACCUGAGGUGGAAACCGCCAGCCUGCUGGAGAGGCAAGAGGAGCAGGAAGUGGAUGUAGAGGAGGAGGGGCUGGCACCCAGUGAGGAGCUGGCAACUGAAGUCGAUAUCUCCUCAAUGGCAUCUGACAGCUGCCCAGUCCCUUUAUCUGCCUCUCAGGAGUCAGAACAGGGGGCAGAGGCAGCCAUUGACCCAGGGGGAGGAGAUCUUUCAGAUGAUCCACCCACAAUUUAUGAACCUCCUCGAACCAAUGAGCUAGAGGGGGGCAUGCCACAACCAGAACCAUCAGCCAUUGAGGAGGAAUGUGAAGAUGUGACAGAGGACACAAUGUCCAGGAGGUGGAGCCUGGAAGCGAUGGCUGGUGUUUCACAGGAGGAUGAGGAAGAGGAGGAGUUAAUGCCAUCAGGGGAUGGAGAAUCUGUGGAUUCUGAGACCUUCGUUACAGAGACAGACACAGAAUCAGGUAUCCCUCAGAUAAAUGGAGAUCAGUGCGUUCCCCCUCUGCCAUCAGUAAGACAAGACAUCCACCGAUACCAGCGUGUGGACGAGCCCUUACCUCCCAACUGGGAGGCUCGCAUUGACAGUCAUGGCCGUAUCUUUUUUGUGGAUCAUGUGAACCGCACCACCACUUGGCAGAGACCCACUGGCCCACCUGCCCCUCAAGGUCUGACCCGCUCCAGCUCCAUACUGCAGAUGGAACAGCUCAACCGCAGGUAUCAGAGUAUUCGAAGGACGAUGACCAGUGAGAGGUCUGAGGAGCAGAGAGUGGACGAUCUCCCUCCUGAAGAGACUGAACUGCUGCCUCAAUCUAUCUGUGAAUAUCGUCGGGACAGCUUCAUGGGUCACACCAGCUCACGUUCUCGUCUGGCUUUGCUGCUUCAGUCUCCUGGUGCAAAGUUCCUCUCGAGUCCCGAAUUCUUCUCUGUUCUGCAUUCUAAUACUAGUGCCUAUCGCAUGUUCACAAGUAACACUUGUCUGAAGCACAUGAUCAGUAAAGUGCGGCGGGACACACAGCACUUUGAGCGUUACCAGCACAACCGAGACCUUGUCAACUUUCUCAAUCUGUUCUCCAACAAGCAGCUGGAGCUGCCACGGGGCUGGGAAAUGAAACAUGACCACACUGGCAAGCCUUUCUUCGUGGAUCAUAACUGUCGUGCCACAACAUUUAUUGACCCACGGUUGCCCUUACAGAACUCUCGGUCCAGUGGCUUGCUAGUCCACCGACAGCACCUUUCCCGCCAGCGCAGUCACAGUGCAGGAGAGGUAGCAGAUGACUCACGCUCCCCGAGUCCAACUGUCCAGGGCCGGUCAAGAAACAGUCAGUACCAGGACUUGGUGCCUGUGGCCUAUAAUGAAAAGAUUGUCGCCUUUCUACGACAACCCAACAUUUUUGAGAUUCUACAAGAGAGACAGCCAGAGCUCGUGAGAAACCACUCCCUUAGGGAGAAGGUUCAAUUCAUCCGUAAUGAGGGUCCAUCUGGGUUGGCCCGUCUGUCUAGCGAUGCAGACCUGGUUAUGUUACUUAGCCUGUUUGAAGAGGAAGUGAUGUCGUAUGUGCCGCCCAAUGCCUUACUGCUCUCCAGCUACUGUCAUGCCUCCCCACAGAGCUCCCCUGGUACAUCACGGGCAAAUGCCCGAGCCCCUGCACCCUACAAGCGUGAUUUUGAGGCCAAACUAAGAAACUUUUACCGCAAACUGGAGACCAAGGGCUACGGGCAGGGGCCAGGAAAAGUGAAGUUGAUAAUUAGAAGAGAUCACCUGCUGGAGGAUGCUUUCAACCAGAUAAUGUGCUAUUCCCGCAAAGAUCUCCAGAGAAGCAAGCUUUACAUCAGCUUUGUGGGAGAAGAAGGAUUGGACUAUAGUGGCCCAUCCAGAGAGUUUUUCUUCCUUGUUUCCCGUGAGCUCUUUAAUCCAUACUAUGGACUAUUUGAAUACUCCGCUAAUGACACUUACACUGUGCAGAUCAGCCCCAUGUCAGCGUUUGUGGACAACCAUCAUGAGUGGUUCCGGUUCAGUGGACGCAUUCUGGGUCUUACUCUAAUUCAUCAGUACCUGUUGGAUGCAUUCUUCACACGGCCCUUCUACAAAGGACUUCUUCGCAUCCCAUGUGAUCUGAGUGAUCUGGAAUUUUUGGAUGAGGAGUUCCAUCAGAGUUUGCAGUGGAUGAAGGACAAUAACAUCGAGGAUAUGCUGGAUCUCACCUUUACUGUUAAUGAGGAGGUGUUUGGACAGAUCACAGAGCGAGAGCUGAAGCCGGGUGGAUCUGGCAUCUCAGUGUCUGACAAGAACAAGAAAGAGUACAUUGAACGCAUGGUGAAGUGGAGGAUUGAGAGGGGUGUGGCCCAGCAGACAGAGAGUCUUGUACGGGGAUUCUAUGAGGUGGUGGAUGUCCGACUUGUCUCAGUGUUUGAUGCCCGGGAGCUGGAGCUGGUCAUUGCUGGAACGGCAGAGAUUGACCUGUCAGACUGGAGAACAAACACAGAAUACAGAGGAGGUUACCAUGACAGUCAUAUAGUGAUUAGGUGGUUCUGGGCUGCAGUGGAGCGUUUCAAUAAUGAACAGAGACUACGACUCCUUCAGUUUGUUACUGGCACUUCCAGCAUUCCCUAUGAGGGCUUCGCCUCCCUGCGGGGCAGUAAUGGCCCACGACGAUUCUGUGUGGAGAAAUGGGGCAAAGUCACCUCCCUCCCACGGGCUCACACCUGCUUUAACCGCCUGGAUCUCCCUCCUUACCCCUCCUUCUCCAUGCUCUACGAGAAGAUGCUCACUGCUGUGGAAGAAACCAGCACCUUUGGUCUGGAGUGAACUCCCAACUCCACAACAUCACAAAAGUGCUAUACAUUUUUUUCCAGUUCACCAUAACUUGGCUCACAUUGCAGCCCUGUUCCUCCAGGACACUUACAUCAUAUUUAUGUCAGAGUCUGCGGAACUGGAAUAUAUGCCAUCAAAUGACUUACUGGACUUAAGUGCUAAUUCCUGUUCUAUUCUGUUUGGAUGUAGUACUGAGUACCGACAGUGACUUCAUUCUAGACCUCGCAAAGAAAACCUACAAAUGUACAUAUUCACAGACAUAAGAGCUGGAGUCUUGAUCAUCUGGUUUGAGUCUUAGAUAUUGGACUGGUUAAGACCAGUACAUUUUGGUCUGGGUUGAAGGAUUCUGUGGUCUCUUCCUUUGGUUUCAGAUAGUGCCACGUUCCUAAAAGUCUAGAUGUUUCUUUACAGUAAUCUAGUCACUUUGAUGUUGCCCAUUCUAUGUUUAAAAUGACAACCCUAUGAUAUUAUUUUCUGCUGUUCUUUGUCAUGGUCAGGUGAUUUCAGUCAAGAAGGACUGUUUAAGUUAUUAUUAUUUUCUUUUUUUUUACGGCUCUGGUUUUGCUGGUUUGAUGGCUGAAAAUGAUCCCAUUUCGGGAUUAGUCUAUGCAUCUAGAACUAUGAUUAAAAUAUUUCAUUCUUAAUUUUGUUCAUUUGAAUUCUAGACAUAAAUUAAAGAUUGUUGAGACAUAUUUUAUAAUUGUUUGUAUUUUAAACAGCAGGGUUUUUUUGUUUAGUUUUUAAAGGUGGAAUUGGCUGUAAAAUGUAUAUGAUCAAAUUACAGGUUAAAAUUUUCUUAUAAAGAAGAAAUUCAGAAUUACACAUACAAGUCUCUCAAAUUCAGAACUCAGAAAUUAGGAUUGUAAUCACACUAGGCCACAAGUCAAGCUUUCAUGUAUGUUUACAGUUGCGUAAAUCCACCUAUAUAAAAAAAAUUUAGAAUAACUUUAUAAUAAGGAUCUAUUUGUUAACAUCAGUUAAUGCAUUAGGUAUCAUAAACUAAAAAUAUAAAAAUACAUUUUUACAGCAUUUAUUAAUCUUUGUUAAUGUUAAUGUAUGAAAAUACAACUGUUCAUAGUUAGCUCAUGCUUAUGCACAAUGCAUUAACUAAUGUUAAUGUAAACAACAUUUAGCUUUAAAAAUCUAUUAGUAUGUGUGGAAAUUAACAUUAAACAAGAUUGUUAAUUGCUGUAAAAGUAUCAUUCAUUGUUAGUUCAUGUUUACUGAAUUUGAUAAUGAAUGGUAAAGAAUUCAUCCUUGUAAAGUGUUAACAAUCUAAACAAAACAUCUGCUGUUUAAAAAUGCAAAAUUAUCAAAAAAAUGUAAAAACGCCACACAAAUCUUUUCAAAAAUCAAUUUAGCCUGUGGGUCUUGAUGAUAUUGAUCUUGGCUGCAGCUCUGAUAACACAAUAAGCUGAUUUCCCCCAUCCAACCAGAGAAUGAAAUGUGUGAAAACACAAAACUGCAUGCAAACCCUCUUAUAGAGAUCCAUGCACCAAAUGUAGUGAUGACAGCAGAGUGGUUACAAAUCUGGGUUACGGGUAACCUUGCGGUUCUGGGUUUAAACCCUUGAACGGGUGAGACAUGAACUAGAGUGUUGCAAGAAUAACUGGUAACAGUUUACAAUAAGGUUCCAUUCCUUAACAUUAAUGCAUUAGGUGUCAUGAACAAACAAUUAACAACACAUUUUGUACAGCAUUUAUUAAUCUUAGUUAAUGUUAGUUAAUUAAAAUAAAAUUGGUCAUUGUUAGUUGAUGUUAUUUCACAGUGCAUUAACUAAUGUUAACUAACACAAAUUUUGAUUUUAAAAAUGUAUUAGAAUAUGUUUUAUUUAACAUUAAUAUUAAUAAAUGCUGUGAAAGUAUUGUUCAUUGUUAGUUCAUGGAAAAUUAUUGUAAAGUGUUACUGAAUAACUGGCAAGCACUGAGUACUGUGUAACACAUUUUUAAAUCAUCUUAAUUUAAACCCCUCAACCUGCUCCUCUAAGGCACCCCACAAAUAUUACUUCAAAAAUAGUAUGCAUGUAUAAACACUGAUCACCAUGUGCAAUGUGUGUAAAGUAUUUUGGAUAUUUUGGGUUCAGGAGGGGUAGACAUUUGUUCUGAGCUUUAAUUAUACAUGUAGGAAGACCUGCAUAUUGUUCAAAACUGUAGUAACAGACAAAAACAGUGGCCUUGAAAUUAUUUUUAUUAAACUGGGUAUUGUUAAAAGCAUGUUGUAAUGUGUGUAGUCCAAUGGGGCUGCUUAAAUCUGGGCUGAUUGUGUAACUGACUGGUAAACAAGGUAGUUUCUUCUUUUAUGGAAAAAUAAAGGAAAGUGAAAGUAUAAGAAAGACAAAGGAAAAAAUGUUAUAAUGGAAAUGCCCUCCAAAACUAUCAUGUUUAGGGAGCAUCAAGCCAAGUUGUGACACCAUUGCACAAGUGGUAUGAAGUGUUUUGGAAAUAUCUGUUGACACACACACACACACACACACACACACACACUCACUCACACAUAGAGAGAGAGAGAGAGCACACACAACAGUACACAAAUGUACACAUUCACUACACACAAAUGCUGAUCUGGCCAAAGCACAACAGCAGUGCUCCUUUAUGUUAUUGAUCUUUGGAUUAAAUGCAUGCAGGGUCAAAGAAGCAGUUUGACCCUUAGAUGGCGUUGUGUCAUAUCUUGAUAUUGCAUGCAGGAAUUAGUGAAACAACAGGAGUCCAGAUUAGCUUUAUUUGCAUGAGAAGUUGCUGUUAAC
Messenger RNA from Xyrauchen texanus (razorback sucker), 7524 nucleotides. RefSeq names its product E3 ubiquitin-protein ligase HECW2-like. Gene Ontology annotation, biological process: regulation of dendrite morphogenesis. Bases 396 to 4775 code for a protein of 1459 amino acids. The record is from RefSeq and is a predicted model, not a curated record. The transcript has 29 exons. Gene Ontology annotation, molecular function: ubiquitin-protein transferase activity; protein binding. NCBI's taxonomy places the organism in Eukaryota, Metazoa, Chordata, Actinopteri, Cypriniformes, Catostomidae.